AUGCAACUACUAUUUGCUACCGUUCUUGCCCUCGUAUGCAUAUCGACUGUUGUCGCCAGGCAGGAAACAAAUGCCGAACGGUUGGCCCGAGGACUGACGCCGUUGCCACCGAGAUUCCGCUCGAUAUUGCCAGGUUUUCUGCCUACUCGGUCGUAUGGCGCCAAGCGGAGUGCUGUAUCGCCACAACCGCCUUCUCCCCCGAAUACGUACUCUGGUAUGAUACAAGUGCGCAACAGUGAGGGCAGAAGUGUUGGAUACCUCAAGAAUUGGGCAAGCGUAUCGCCAAUCAAUGGCGUGAACUUUGGGAGCGAAGAAGAAGACCUUCAUGUUUCCUUCACCCUUCCGCCUGGGACGAAUGGUCCUUUCGAUAUUUUAGUGACGAACCCCAACUUCGAGAAGCCUCACUAUGCCGGUGUCUCGACCGGAUCAACUCCUGGAAGCCUCGCCGCUCAGAGAUCGAACACCAUAGCCUUCACCAAUGUUCCACAGACUCCACCCGGAUCGCCGCCCAUCCUCAGCAGUACAGUCUCGGCGUAUGUAGAGUCUUCUAUUUGGUUCUUUGACCGGGAAACGAAGGAAAUCACAGCUCAAUUCAUCAACCCCGAUGGGAGCAAGCCUCCAACCAUCUUCGCGUACAACAUUCGAAACAACCAGAUAUUCUUCGUUGGAGAUCUCGGUGCCUGGAACGCCGAACAUGCAAAUACACCGUCUUCCGCUGUGACUUUCCACCUUGAGGGGUUGUGA
Molecule: messenger RNA, 744 nt
Organism: Pleurotus ostreatus (oyster mushroom)
Lineage: Eukaryota; Fungi; Basidiomycota; Agaricomycetes; Agaricales; Pleurotaceae
Exons: 9
Coding region: 1-744 (247 amino acids)
Source: RefSeq, a predicted model, not a curated record